AUGGGCGCAACCAGUCAUUUCGUCGUCCAGAAACAGGACCAUCCAGGCUCCUCUUACCAAGAGAUCGAUGAUGAGCCAAACUGGGGCUCAGGCCACAACCAUCGUGUCGGCUUCAAGAACAAAGACAAUCGCGUGCCCGGCUACGUGGAAGAAUCGAAGGGAAAGCUGGGUGCAUAUCACACGCGCGUUAACAAUGGAGAGCUCGUCAAUUUCGAAGAUAUCAUCAGGGCCCAAGAGAAUUUGAGCCUCCGCCAUCCGGAGAACCGGUCAGUAGGAUGGCGGUAUGUGCUGAACGUUACUGAGGAAUGGGUCAAGUACGGGCAAAAGUGGCCUGCGAAUCUGGAAGCGGAGAAGAAAGCGAAGGAGAAGGGAGCCAAGGAGGGAAAUGGAGAAGCCACAAAUGGCAGCAGCCAGCUCCAGAAUGGCCAUGAUGAGCAGAACGAACAUCAAGAUGAGGAAGGCCAAAAAAAGCCAGAAAACAAGUACUCCCAUCACGAGCUUGCGCUUCUUCGGGGACUGGAACACGAGAGCGACUACAUCAAGAAGCUUGAAACCAACGACGGAAAACGGGAGUCUCCCCAGAAAAGCCACCGAGAGCACAUUCCCAUAGACGAAGCCGACCAAUUCACCCCUGACAACUGGCUCCCGCGCAGUCCUGAGCUUAUCCGCCUCACCGGGAAGCAUCCCCUCAACGCCGAGCCCCAGCUUACGAAGCUCUUCGACGCGGGGCUGAUAACGCCGAAUGAGCUUCACUACGUCAGGAACCAUGGCCCCGUCCCUCGCCUUCUAUGGGAAUUCCACACGCUCGACGUGGAGAACGGACGACUCGUCCUUACCAUGGACCAACUGAAGAACAACUUCGACACAGUCAACAUCCCAGUCUAUCUUGCCUGCGACGGCAAUCGCCGGAAGGAACUCAACCUCAUCCGCAAGUCCAAGGGCUUCAACUGGGGCGCCGGCGGAGGUAGCUGCGCCUACUGGAAAGGUCCCCUCCUAAGAGACAUCCUCCUCGCAGCCGGAACCCUCGACGAACUCAGCGAAACCAAGCGGUACUGGGUCAACUUCGAAGGCGCAGACGAGCUAAGCGAAGGGAAGUACGCCACCAGCAUCCCCUUCGACUACGCCAUGGACCCGAUGAACGACGUCCUCCUCGCCUACGAGAUGAACGACGUCCCCCUCCCGCCCGACCACGGCUACCCCGUCCGGCUCAUCGUCCCGGGCUACGUCGGCGGGCGCAACGUCAAGUGGCUCAAGCGCAUCUGGAUCAGCGAGACGGAGAACUCCUCGCACUACCACGUCUGGGACAACCGCGUGCUGCCGUCCUUCAUCACCGACAUGGAGAGCGCCCUCGCGGAGACCAUGUUCCGGCACCCGAGCACCGCGUGCAACGAACAGAACCUGAACUCGGUCAUCGUGCGCCCCGAGCAGGGCGAGAGGAUCAGCCUCGCGGACGCGCAGGGUGGUAAGGCGUACCGCGUCCAGGGGUUUGCGUACGACGGCGGCGGGCAUGAGGUGCAGAAGGUGGAGGUGUCGCUGGAUGGCGGGGAGACGUGGCUGUACUGCAUCCGCGAGUUUCCCGAGGCGCCGAUACGACAUGGCAAGAAGUUCUGGACGUGGCUGCACUGGCAUGUGGAUGUGCCGCUGGCGCAUCUGAUCCAGGCGAGGGAGAUCAAGUGCCGCUGCUUCAAUGUGUUUAAGAACACCCAGCCCGAGAAGCCAGCGUGGAAUCUGAUGGGGAUGAUGAAUAAUUGUUGGUACACGGUCAAGUCGGAGAUUGUGGAGGCGGAGGCGGAAGGGGAUGCUGCUUGUGUGUUGUUCCGGCAUCCUGUUGAGCCUGGGACUGGGGAGGGCGGGUGGAUGAAGCCGAGUGUGGUGAACCAGGUGGAAGCGGCUAAGCGGGAUGCCGGAACGCCACAGAAGCAGUUCACGAGAGAGGAGAUUGAGAAGCAUGACAAGGAGGAUGACUGCUGGAUUGUGGUGGAUGGGAAGGUGUAUGAUGCGACGUCGGUUAUGGCGUGGCAUCCUGGAGGUAAGGCGCCGAUCAUGGCGCAUGCUGGAAGGGUGCACCAGGAGGCGACGGAGGAGUUUGAGAGUAUUCAUGAUGGGUUCGCCUACGAGAAGUUGAGCGAAUGUUUGCUCGGUGUUGUCACCGAUAAGGCCAAGAACUUCAUCAAGAAGAACGCCGAAAAGGCAGCGGCCGAGAAAGCCAAGGACAACAGCAACGAGAAGCGGGCGUUGCAGAAGCACAAAUGGAUUCCUACCAAGCUUAUCAACCGCAAAGCGCUUUCGGAGGACACAUUCUCCUACACCUUUCAACUACCAGACCACCAAGCAGUCCUCGGAUUGGGAACAUGCCAGCAUGUCUUGAUCGGAUUCCAUCUGAAGGACAAGAUGCUCGUGCGGUCUUACACGCCGACGCGUCCCAUCCUACCAGCUGCGGAUAACGCACCCAGCAAGGUAUCUGAGAAGAACGGAAAUGGAGUCAAGAAACACGGCCCUGCAGACGGCGACGGCACCUUUGAGAUGGUAGUCAAGACGUACUUUCCGACAGAAAAGCAGCCCGGCGGAGCCAUGUCCAACAUCCUACAUUGCAUGCCCAUCGGAGGCGAGGUGGAGAUCCGCGGGCCGACAGGGGAAAUCACGUAUGAGGGUAACGGUAGGUUCAUCAUUGACGGCGAGGAGCGCGUGUACCGGCAGGUCUCUCUGGUGCUUGGUGGAUCAGGGGUCACGCCUGGGUACUCCCUCGUUGCGAGAAUCGUGGAGUCGAGUGAUGAUCAAACGGAAGUGCGAAUUGUGGAUGCGAACAAGUCGGAGGACGAUAUACUUCUUCGAAAGGAGUUUGAUGGCUUCGUGAAGCGGAGCGAUGGGAGACUGAAUGUCACGCAUGUCUUGAGUCACCCGAGUAGUGACUGGGAUGGCUUGAGUGGCCAUGUUGACGGAAAAGUUCUUAGGAAGAACCUGUUCCCUCCGUCGGAUGAUAGUGCCGUUUUCCUUUGCGGACCACCGGCGAUGAUCCAAAAGGCUGCGUUGCCGGCAUUGAAAGAAUGGGGCUACGAGGAGGACAAGAAUGUCUUUGGUUUCUAG
Molecule: messenger RNA, 3084 nt
Organism: Colletotrichum gloeosporioides
Lineage: Eukaryota; Fungi; Ascomycota; Sordariomycetes; Glomerellales; Glomerellaceae
Product: Nitrate reductase [NADH] 1
Exons: 3
Coding region: 1-3084 (1027 amino acids)
Molecular function (GO): molybdenum ion binding; oxidoreductase activity
Source: RefSeq, a predicted model, not a curated record